AUGACGAGACCUCGCCAAUCUUCGGCCGCCAGCGAGGACAGCACAGCCAUGUCCCACGAUCAGGAGCUGGGAAGCAUGUACGACUAUCUCGCCAAGAUUAUACUGCUAGGUCCCAGCGGCACGGGAAAGUCUUGCCUGUUGCAUCGCUUCCUCAAGAGCGAGUGGAGGGUGCUGUCGUCACAGACCAUCGGAGUCGAGUUUGCGAGCAAAAUCAUAAAGGUCGGCACCGGGGCGCGGCGGAAACGCAUCAAACUUCAGCUUUGGGAUACGGCUGGCACCGAACGAUUCCGAUCCGUCUCGAGGUCGUACUACCGCGGCGCGGCGGGUGCUAUACUCAUCUACGACAUCACGUCGCACGCAUCAUUUCGAGCAUUACAACCAUUCCUCAACGACGCACGGGCGCUGGCUUCGCCCAACUUGAGCGUCAUGCUGGUCGGGAACAAGGUGGAUCUAGCCUCGGCCUCGCUCGUCGACACGAGCGUGCCGCCCGCGACUCCGAGCAGCGUGGGCUCGACCUCGACUCUUAAGGCGGGGGCGACGGGCAGUCCCAUGUCCUUGUCGACCAUGAACACGACGGGCGGGGCAUCGGACAGAGACCGUGGCGGCUCCAUAAUGGGCUCUGGGAACCAGCAAAGAGCGACGGUGGCGCCCGAGGGAAGAGAAAUCACACGGGCGGACGCGAGUAGAUGGGCGAGCCAGGCAGGCAUCCCCGUGGUGACAGAGGCGAGCGCGCUGAGCGGCGAGGGCGUGGACGAGAUUUUCGGCCGCCUGGCGCGGAUGAUCCUUACCAAGAUCGAGCUGGGUGACAUUGACCCGGACGACCCCAUGAGCGGCAUCCAGUACGGCGACAGUGGCGGUUGGAACACGAGCGACGGUGGUAGCAUCAAAAGCUCGAUGACGGGGGUGACGGUCGACGACCCCGUGGGCAGCGUCAGAAGGCGGCGGAGAGCGAAAAACAGGGGGCAGAACUGGGGACUGCGAGAGUGGGAAGACGUCUUUACCUUGACCAGCCGUCGGCGCGGCGGGAACUGCUGCUGA
Molecule: messenger RNA, 1038 nt
Organism: Hirsutella rhossiliensis
Lineage: Eukaryota; Fungi; Ascomycota; Sordariomycetes; Hypocreales; Ophiocordycipitaceae
Product: ras family domain-containing protein
Exons: 4
Coding region: 1-1038 (345 amino acids)
Biological process (GO): regulation of endocytosis
Cellular component (GO): endosome
Molecular function (GO): GTP binding; GTPase activity
Source: RefSeq, a predicted model, not a curated record